GCGGGUCCGCAGGCUCGCCGGGUGGGCUCAGCUCCGCGCACGCAGGAGCGGGGCGCAGGGGGGCGGGGAAGGGACCCGUCGCAGCCGCCGCCCGCAAGCCGCUCCCAGGGCUCUCGCUGUCCCUCCCCAGCCGCCCGCCCGCUCCAUGUCGCCCGGUUGCGGAAGUGUCGCCGGGAGAGGUGGCGGCGGCGGCGUCAGGGAGCACGGGAGGCCGGGGCUCGGCCCCCUGCAGCACUGAGCUCCCGGAGCCGCGCGUCCCAGCGUCCCCACCGCCCGUGCGCCCCGCGCCCGCCGCAGCCUGCAUGCCCCGCGCUGCGCCUCGGCCGCCCGCCGCCUCCUGCUCGCUCAGCGGCUGCCCGGCGCCGGAGUAAUAUGCUCACUCGGGUGAAAUCUGCCGUGGCCAAUUUCAUGGGCGGCAUCAUGGCUGGCAGCUCCGGCUCCGAGCACGGCGGCAGCGGCUGCGGAGGCUCGGACCUGCCCCUGCGCUUCCCGUACGGGCGGCCGGAGUUCCUCGGGCUGUCUCAGGAUGAGGUGGAGUGCAGCGCAGACCACAUCGCCCGGCCCAUCCUCAUCCUCAAGGAGACACGGCGGCUGCCCUGGGCCACCGGCUACGCAGAGGUUAUUAAUGCCGGGAAGAGCACGCACAAUGAAGACCAAGCCAGCUGCGAGGUGCUCACGGUGAAGAAGAAAGCCGGGACCAUCACUUCCACCCCGAACAGGAACUCCAAGAGAAGGUCUUCCCUUCCCAACGGGGAAGGCCUGCAGUUAAAGGAGAACUCCGAGUCCGAGGGCAUCUCCUGCCACUACUGGUCCCUGUUCGACGGGCACGCAGGCUCGGGGGCUGCCGUGGUGGCGUCGCGCCUGCUGCAGCACCACAUCACACAGCAGCUGCAGGACAUCGUGGAGAUCCUGAAGAACUCCGCCAUCCUUCCCCCGACCUGCCUAGGGGAGGAAGCAGACAGCACGCCCGCCCACGGCAGGACCCUAACCCGCGCAGCCUCACUGCGCGGAGGUGUGGGUGCCCCCGGCUCCCCCAGCACACCACCCACGCGCUUCUUCACGGAGAAGAAGAUUCCGCAUGAGUGUUUGGUCAUCGGGGCCCUGGAGAGCGCCUUCAAGGAAAUGGACCUUCAGAUCGAACGAGAGAGGAGCGCAUAUAACAUAUCUGGCGGCUGCACAGCCCUCAUCGUGGUUUGCCUUCUGGGGAAGCUCUAUGUGGCAAAUGCUGGCGACAGCAGGGCCAUAAUCAUCAGAAAUGGAGAAAUCAUCCCCAUGUCUUCCGAAUUCACCCCUGAGACUGAGCGCCAGAGACUUCAGUACCUGGCGUUCAUGCAGCCUCACUUGCUGGGAAAUGAGUUCACACAUUUGGAGUUUCCAAGGAGAGUACAGAGGAAAGAACUCGGGAAGAGGAUGCUGUACCGGGACUUUAAUAUGACAGGCUGGGCAUACAAAACCAUUGAGGAUGAUGACUUGAAGUUUCCCCUUAUAUAUGGAGAAGGCAAGAAGGCCCGGGUAAUGGCAACUAUUGGAGUGACGAGGGGACUUGGGGACCAUGACCUGAAGGUUCAUGACUCCAACAUCUACAUAAAACCAUUCCUGUCUUCAGCUCCAGAGGUCAGAGUCUACGAUCUCUCCAGAUAUGAGCAUGAAGCAGAUGACGUGCUGAUCCUGGCUACUGACGGACUCUGGGAUGUCUUAUCAAAUGAAGAAGUAGCAGAAGCAAUCACUCAGUUCCUUCCUAACUGUGAUCCAGAUGACCCUCACAGGUACACACUGGCAGCUCAGGACCUGGUGAUGCGCGCCAGAGGCGUCCUGAAGGACCGAGGGUGGCGGAUAUCGAACGACCGACUGGGCUCAGGAGAUGACAUUUCUGUAUACGUCAUUCCUUUAAUACACGGAAACAAACUGUCAUGAAAGUGACCCAGGGGACUAGGAGGACAGAAGGGAAGAAAACGGGUGCCACUGAGCAGGGCGGGACUGGGGAGUGCCUGGGCUGGAUUCCAGGUGAUGCAAACUUUUUCCCAGCCCAGAUGGGGCGUUUGCUGCCACAAGGCCUUGCUUCAAGGCGACCCUUAGGUUUCCAUUUCUUCUUUGGUAACAGGUCUGGACACUGAAUAAGAGCAAGAUACAAAGCCUGCUACUGAGUGUUAUCUUUCUCUUGGUUUCUAUUAUAGGGGCUCCUGAGCGGUGAUUUGCCUAUUUGGGGCACAGACAUUCGUUUAUUUAUUUUAUCUAGAAUAGCAGGGACAGCCAUUUCAGGUGUAGCUGGUGAAAGGCUCCUCAGCCUGUCAAGCUGCCAGCAUCUCUCCAGGAGAAGGGCCACACUGAAACCUUGAGGACCAUGGCUCAGAAUGUCUGAGCAGCCAUCUUAUUGUGCAUUCCAGUUAUUUCAGGGAUCCUGCCUGUCCUGUCUCACUCCUCCCUCGUCUUUCCUGCCCCUCGCCGUUUCGCUAUAUUCUUUUGUAGUAAUGGUGGUGUGAGGCAGAAAUUUUUUUUUUUUGGACACUCCUCCAAUCUUUCCCAUUUCCCUCCACUGGGACUUUGCAAGUGAUUGCUGGACAGUUUCCAGAUCAGAGGCUAGCCCAAUCUGGCUAGUUCCAUAUUCUGUGCCCCACAUACCCAUAUAGUUUUGACCAGAGCAAUGUCCGUCCCAGGUGACAGUUUGUCUUUGUUGUGUAACAUUUACCCCCCGCCCCCACCCCAAGUUGUGUCUUCUCCCCAAAUAGAUAUAUUUGCUUCCAAAUGUGGGUGUUUCAUUGAACCAAUGAUUCCUGUGUUAUCUCUAAGGUCCCUCUGUGCGUCUGGAGGUUUUGCUUCAAGAGGCUGGGUUUUCGUUUCUGGAAUGUGUGGUACUCCCCCCCCGCCCCUUCUGUGUCCUGGAGACACAAAAGAAGCAACAUCCAGUGCCACAACUUAGCGUGUUCUUGGAUCCAUCAGCUAACCGUGCUUCUAAAGGGAAGAGUGUGGGAUUCAGGCUCCUUGGUCUCUCGAGUGUUCCCCAGGCCACGCCACAGGAGGUUUGAGUGUCCGCAGUCAGCUAAGCGGUUGCUACUCUCUACCUGUCACCUUUGUGCAGGGGCAGCUGGGAUGACGCUUGAAUUAAAGUGAAUUUGAAUUACAGUUGGUCAUUGUGAUGCCCCGCCCCCGCCCUCCCACCCUACCCCCCCUUCCUCUGGGGAAUCACAACAUGGAAAUCUAAGAGCUGAGACCACUCUACGAUGCACCCACUGGUGCGCACGCCUCAACGGCACACGUAGUAUUUGCCUCCUGCUGCCUUGCUGGAAAGAACAGCAAAGUCCAGUUUAAAAAUCACCUGUCUCUUGGGCACACUGCCUUCAGAGUCGCAUCCAGUCGCUUAGUCCAGUUCCUGUCGUCUUCCAGGAUACCGGCUUUCUGACCAUUUGGUAUAAUUCAGACAUUCCCAACCCAAUGGUGUCAUUUCCCUAAAAUGCUCCAGAGGCAAUUCCAGCUCUUGGGUUUAUGAGCAUUCCUUCGAGAAUCCCUUCCCAGGAGAGAAGGGUGGGGUGUUUCCUCUAGGCUGCUAAGCCAUCCACAUUCCUCGAAUUGUAGAUAUUUUCUUAGGAAUGGCCUGGUGCCUUCCUACUCAGGAACAAAGUCGCCCCACUGUGUAGAGCCAGGGCCCAGCAUGGCAGGUGACAUCCUGCGAGUGUGUGCCAACUCGCUGCCUGAGGACAGGGCUGUGGCUGUGGCUGGAGCAUCACCAUCUGACUGGCCAUGUACUCCUCUCCUUCAGGAAGCCUUCACCACCCCAGACACCUCCGUGGGGAGUGUUCUGUGGCAUCCUUUCGCUUCCUUGGCAGAAUAUGAUGCUGUAGAAAGCUGUUCAGGCGCGCUAAGGCCGCGUGGUUCUCUUCCGACUGUGCCCAGGUCUCAAAGUCACGCACAAAUGGGAAACUUGAGAAAGUCUUGAAGCCGAUAGAGGUUCUGAGCCGCCUUCCUUGGGGAGCAUUUCCAAGUUCCCAAUGCCUUUCAUGUUUUUGCUUUUCUGAUCUCCCUGAGUCUCACCUUGACCUUCUUCAGUCACAUUUAAGCCACCAGAGUCAGAAUCGGAGUGUGAGGAUCCUAUAGGUGUCAUGACGACAUUCUCCCAAUUCUACCGCCAAGCCACACAUAUCAGCAGAACCAAACCCAAACCUGAAAAACCCAAAUUCAGAUUACCCUAAAACCUGGAGCCCUGCUGGUUUUAGCUGGAAAGGUAUCCAGGAGUUCUCUUCAUGAGACACUGGGUGGAAAGAUCUUAGUCGCAGGCUAAAAAGCCCUAUUUGUGUUUGGGGUGGGGGUGGGGGGGUGAAGACUACAAAUGAAGCAAAUAAAUCAGAAGUGGAAAACUGAUUCGCUACUGCCCAUGGCCGAUCUGCACAACACUGAUACUGCUCUGUGCUUUGGGCUUAACUCUGUGUGGGCCUUAUUUUUCCCCCAGACUCCAAGUCACCCCGUCCCAGAACAGGAUGAGGUCUAUGUAUCAGGUUGGCCCUUGGAGAAUUCCUGGGAAGGCCAAAGGACAACACACUCAGAAUUCUGCAACACAUAUUUCAGUGUGUGUUUAGACUGACUUCCAGCCGGACCCGCUUGCUCUAAGAGCCUCAGAGGAAGCCUUGCAUAAUGAAUUUGAUUUCCUAGUCAAGUCUUUAUGGGCGGCUUGGGGGCUGUGUGGCUACUUCCUCUAAUGAAAGGCCCCCUCAACCCUAAAUCUCUUCGCUCAGCCAGCAGCGUCUGCACUUCUGACUCCUGGCACUUUCCUGAAGAGUGUGAACCCUGAAGCAUCUUCUUAAGAGACAACUAAAGCUUUGUUCCCCUAACACCAACAACAGUCAGCAGGCAAAGGUGUGGGAGGGGCCUGCUGGGGUUGUGUAGUGACUGUGGGCCCAGUGACUGUCCUUUGUGGCUGGGAAGGAAGGUGACCGUUUGGCUGAGCUCCUGUCUGACUGGGACAAGUCAGAGAAGUCGUUGUUUCAGCUAUUUUUCACAGUAUUCGAUUUGGGUGGAUUUGGGAUGUUGAGAUUUUUAAAUUCUUAGCAUCUUACCUCCCUGGGGCCACUAAAGCCAGCAGUGUGUUCCCACCACUCUCCCCUGAAAGUCACUUUCUUGAGGGAACUCAUGUCCCUAGAUGGAUAUUGAUGAACAAGGCUUAGAGCCUCAGGAGCAAAAUUUCACUCCAGACCUUGGCCAUUUGGGUAGAGAGUUCAGUACUCCCCCUGGGGUGGGGGUGGGGGGGGACUUAGUUUGGAAUCUCUUUGGGAAAGCAUCUCUUUUGUUCUCAGCUCCUCCCCCACCCCACCCCGCCCCCUCCUUUCUCAUCUGGUCUGCUGUACUGGGAGCAAGCAGGGGAUGCUGUUGUAUGUACUCGAAGGUGUCGCUUUUCUUUCCUUAAGUGAGCCAGGAUCUCUGAUUUUUUUUUUCAGAGUACUUUAUGCUGUGAAGAGAUUCUAAUUUCAGUGAGUUGGUGCUUCCAGGACAGCUAGAGAAAGCAAUGAAAUUGUCUAUGCAAUGAACAAAACAGCCUGACCCUACCAGAUCUAAUGGAGUUGUAGGGCGGUCUUCAAGCCACAGGACAGGGAUUUCGUGUCGGGAACUCAUAAACGUGAGGGCUCGUGAACAUAGAGAAGUGUUACAGCCUGCAGACCACAGCCCACCUCUCUGAGCAAACUUCGGGUGCUAUGUGGCAAUGUGGUGGUGUGUGUGUGUGUGUUUGUGUGUGUGUGUGUGUGUGUGUGUGUGUGUGUGUGUGUAUGCGUGCGCGCGUACACGUAUGCAUGAGCACUGGACCUUUCCGAGGAUACUACACGAGCAAGUUGACUUUCUCUGUGAGCCUCAUGGCCCCUGUCAGAUGUGGAUGCUAUCUGAGGGAGCACUGCUCUUUCUAGUUCACAAUGUUAUCUGUGUAAAUAGCUUUAAUAUUUCUUUUCAGUGUCUUAGGUGAAGUCUUGUUUAUGCAGCAUCCGGGGACGAGGUGACCAAAUAAGGCUGUAAACCUAGUGUUGUGUUCAGCUGCUGUGAGCUGAAGAUGGAGAACCCGGGUCCUCCAGUCCCCGCUCUCUCAUUAGAUGAGUAUCUUGUGUGUGUUUAGGGGUCGUACCGUCACUUCUCCAUUCCUGAUUUGCCUCUGAUUUUCUUUGUUCCUUUGGAAGUCCGGGGAGGCCCCUAGUGGGGAUCAUUUGUAAGAAAAUGUAUAUGGUGAUCUCGGUUUCCAAAAAUUACUCUGCAUACAGUGAAUUGAGAAGAAUCUGCCUGGAAAUUUGUUUCCGGACCAUGUACUUUUCUGCCUCGUGAUUGUGAAACAUUGACUUUUGUAAACCCCAAAUGAGAACCUGUUUAGCGAAGGGGAUAUAUUUUGUGUGUGUUGAAAUUUAGGUGCAAUGUCCCCUGGAAAAAAAACUCAAGAACUGUAUAUGCUCAAUGACAUUUUAAAUAAAAUACUAUAUAUGUAUAUAUAAAUAUGUA
Apodemus sylvaticus (European woodmouse) is the source of this 6462-nucleotide messenger RNA. RefSeq names its product protein phosphatase, Mg2+/Mn2+ dependent 1H (gene Ppm1h). The transcript has 10 exons. The record is from RefSeq and is a predicted model, not a curated record. Gene Ontology annotation, biological process: protein dephosphorylation. Gene Ontology annotation, molecular function: protein serine/threonine phosphatase activity. NCBI's taxonomy places the organism in Eukaryota, Metazoa, Chordata, Mammalia, Rodentia, Muridae. Bases 373 to 1914 code for a protein of 513 amino acids.